GUUUGACAUUUUCGCCUUACAUAAUUUGAUGUUUUGAUUCGCAAAAGUUUUUUUUCCUGCGUGUAAAAAUGUCGAAUAUUCUCAAAACCUCGACAAAAUUGACGGGACUCGCUGUUGCCCAGAACCCGCAUCACACACUGACCUCGUUAUACAACAAAAUCCUGCGCGCCUUGUCGAAGAUGCCAGCUGAUGCGAAAUACCGUCAAUUCACGGAGAAGAUUGUGCAAGAACGGGCCAAAAUUGUCGCCACAACGCCAAAUGUCGCGGAAAUUGAGAAGACCAUCAAGUGUGGGCAAGUUGAGGAGCUCAUUGUGCAAGCGGAGAACGAGUUGCGAUUGGCACGGAAGAUGUUGGGAUGGAAGCCGUGGGAACCACUCGUUGCUGAGGCACCUAAAACGCAAUGGCAAUGGCCUCCAGCGCAAAUUAGUCCACAAAAGUAAACGUUUUUGCGUGGAGUAACGAUGAAAUAUUGUAAAAAUCUGGAAAUAAAUAUGAAAAUUUAGUGAUUAGAAAGUGUCGAAGAUUAUUU
Molecule: messenger RNA, 529 nt
Organism: Culicoides brevitarsis
Lineage: Eukaryota; Metazoa; Arthropoda; Insecta; Diptera; Ceratopogonidae
Gene: ND-13B
Product: NADH dehydrogenase [ubiquinone] 1 alpha subcomplex subunit 5
Exons: 1
Coding region: 69-440 (123 amino acids)
Biological process (GO): respiratory electron transport chain
Source: RefSeq, a predicted model, not a curated record